AUGGUACGAUUGUCAGCGGAGUUGAUUCAAGACGCUUAUCAGUAUGUGAAUGCGGUGAAACAACGUGAGCUGAACCUUCGUGACCUUCAGAUUCCGGCAAUCGAGAACUUGGGCGCGACAAGGAAUCAGUACGAUGUGAUAGACCUGACAGACAACAACAUUAGGAAGCUAGAGAACUUUCCGUUCUUGAAGAGAUUAGAAUGUUUGUUGCUGCAUAACAACAGAAUUCAGUAAGAUUUUAGUUUUUUUGAGUAAAAAAUUAAUUUUAUUUAAAUUUUUGAAGGUUUUAGAUUAAAACAAGGAUUUUUUAAAAUUUUAGUAUUUUUUCACCUUUCUUUUUAUAUUUUUAUUGCUUUGCUUUUCAGACACAUUCAGAAAGACCUCCAUGAAAAGCUACCGAACCUAAACACUCUUGCUUUGACCAACAACAAUCUGGCCGAGCUUGGUGAUAUUGAACCUCUGGCGAAAUGCAAAAAACUCGAGUAUUUGGUGUUGAUGGGAAACCCAUUAACUCACAAACCUCACUACAGAUCGUACAUUAUCUAUAAGCUGCGGACAGUGCGAGUGUUGGACUUUAAAAGAGUCAAGCUGGCUGUAAGUUUUUAUUUGAAUAUGUUGCUUUGAUGUAGCUGAUAAAAAUAUCAUUUUUUCAUUUCUGGGUGUUAAAAAUUGUUUUUUCUUAAUGUUUUUAAAAAAUAAUACACCAGUUGAUUUGAAGCCGUAUAACUUGAAAGAACAAUAAUAUUAUUCGUUUUAAGGAACGAGAAGCCGCAUUGAAGCUGUUCAAAGGAACCGAAGGCAAAAAGCUGCGAGAACAACUGGUCAAAAAGACUCAACCGCUUCCAAAUGAAACAGAAGCCCUCAGAACGCAGCCAGUCCAGACUAGAAACGAUGAGGAUCAAGAGAAGAUUAGACAGGCCAUCAGAAAUGCGAAGACCUUGCCUGAAGUUGAGCAUCUCCAGAGCAUGCUGCAACAGGGCAAGAUUCCUGAUCCUAAUCAGUGAGUUUUAAAGCUUAAGGCAUUUGUGUGAGCGAUAUGAUAUUAUGUGUAAUACAAAUACAGUGGAACAAUUGUAUUUUCUUAUUUAUUGGGUACUUCUUGAUGUUGUUUUAGGUAUUUAUUGAAGGCACUUGAUAUAUUAUAUUAAGUAAUUACUUACUGUUUUAGAUUCGGCCAAGAAAACAAUGAAAACAACCCAAUCCAAAUGACAGAAGACGAUGAUGAAGAAGAAGAGAUGGAAACAGAAGAAGAGCUUCAAAAUGGAAUGGAAACCGAAGAAGUCUCGGUACAAUAA
Messenger RNA from Bursaphelenchus okinawaensis, 1295 nucleotides. The record is from the annotation of a GenBank genome assembly. NCBI's taxonomy places the organism in Eukaryota, Metazoa, Nematoda, Chromadorea, Rhabditida, Aphelenchoididae.